Molecule: messenger RNA, 876 nt
Organism: Phytophthora infestans T30-4
Lineage: Eukaryota; Oomycota; Peronosporomycetes; Peronosporales; Peronosporaceae
Exons: 2
Coding region: 1-876 (291 amino acids)
Molecular function (GO): protein binding
Source: RefSeq, a predicted model, not a curated record
AUGGAUGCUACCGUCCGCGUCUGGAAAACCUUUGCUGGAGACAAGGACAAAUGCCAACGCGUGCUGACUCACCAUUCACUCGGUGUGAAGAGCGCAAAGUGGUCUUUGGAUGGUAGACACAUACUUACGGGUGGGUAUGAUGGAUGGUGCUGCUAUAUAGACGCUGAAACGGGUCAAACCCAGACCGUGUUACGACGACCUGAUGUCGGUACAGUUUCCACCAGCAUCGAGCGCAUAACUACAGUCCACUUCCACCCAACAGAACCGAAUUCGCUACUGCUUGGUACCGAUACGGGUCGUAUCUACUCUCACGACCUUCGUGAAAAGACCCCACAGUACCCCGUGGCUACAUUUACAAAAUCUUUUGGUGACGUUCACGAUCUUCUUUUUCUCGGUGACGAUGGCCAGUGUUUUGUAUCAAGUGCUGGCGUUACGCGGCGUGAUGCCAGCAACCAGACUCUGCUAGUAUGGGAUUUACGCUCUGCCACAUUGCUGUAUGAUCGCCUGGACGAUAACAUGUUAGCUCAUACGUGCUUACGAGCACAUCCCAACAAACACUACUUCGUAGCGCAGUGCGUUGGCAACUACGCGUCUCUCUAUUCGACUCGCGCACCAUACAAACGUGUAAAAGGUCGCAGCAUUAGCGGACAUCGUCCUCCACUUCAAUUCUCUGGAGGUCAUGAAGUUGAAGGCUACAAGAUCCAAUGUAGCUUUUCUAGUGAUGGUUCGCUAUGGGCAUCAGGAGAUGCUACCGGACGCGUUGUGAUCUAUCGUACUGCAGACAAACGUGGUGUAUUGGAAAGCUACCAGCUCUAUGGAAAAAGCACGAGCUGCCUUUGUGCGGAUAGUGCUGGUGACAUUGAUCUGUUUCAGUAA